Messenger RNA from Cyprinodon tularosa, 2478 nucleotides. RefSeq names its product sodium- and chloride-dependent GABA transporter 2-like. The coding region runs from base 125 to 1879 and encodes 584 amino acids. Gene Ontology annotation, biological process: sodium ion transmembrane transport. NCBI's taxonomy places the organism in Eukaryota, Metazoa, Chordata, Actinopteri, Cyprinodontiformes, Cyprinodontidae. Gene Ontology annotation, cellular component: membrane. The transcript has 14 exons. The record is from RefSeq and is a predicted model, not a curated record.
UGUAGGUCACCAUUAGGUAACCAAUAUUUCUGCAUUAGGUAACCUAUAAUUCUGCCUUGAUUCUGAGCAAGACAAUUGACAAGUGGAAGAUCUACAUCAGUCAUAGAACUGGUUACCUAUCAGGAUGGCAGACUCCCUGUUGAAGCGGUGCCAACUGCUGAGAAAGACCUCACAGCCUGUGAAGCAGAGGGGCCAAUGGGAGAGUAAAAUUGAAUUUCUCCUUUCUGUGACUGGUGCCACUAUUGGACUUGGCAAUGUGUGGAGAUUCCCAUACCUUUGUUACAAGAAUGGUGGAGGUGCAUUCUUCAUUCCUUACAUCCUCUUCCUUGUUACCUGUGGAAUUCCCAUGUUCAUUCUGGAAACAGCGCUGGGUCAGUACACCAGUCAGGGGGGAAUCAUGUGCUGGAGAAAGGUCUGCCCAUUGUUUGAAGGCUUGGGAUAUGCCAGCCAGAUGAUCAUUUUUUAUGCUAGUACCAGCUACAUCGUAGUUUUGGCCUGGGCUUUCCUCUACUUCUUCGCUGCAUUCUCCAGAGAGUUACCCUGGACAUCUUGUAACAACACAUGGAACACUGAUCACUGUGUGGUAAUAAACAACUAUAACGGCUCCUCUAACUGGACCUCUUCAUUGAAUGCAUCCUUUUCAUCUUCAGUUCUGGAGUAUUGGCAGCGACGGGUGUUGAAUAUAUCCACUGGCAUAGAGACCUUGGGAAAUAUACGAUGGGAUCUUUCUCUGUGCCUUCUUCUGUCCUGGAUUAUCUGCUACUUCUGUGUUUGGAAAGGAGUUAGAUCCACUGGGAAAGCAACAUACUUCACGGCCACAUUGCCCCUCUUAUUGUUAGUAUUACUCUUUCUGCGGGGCAUUACUCUUCCUGGAGCCUUGCAUGGUAUAAAGUACUAUCUGUACCCCAAUCCCAGUCGACUCGGUGACCCACAGGUCUGGAUAGAUGCUGGAACACAAAUAUUCUAUUCAUUUGCUCUAUGCUUGGGUUUUUUGACUACUCUUGGAAGCUACAACAAGUAUAACAAUGACUGUUACAGAGACUCUUUUUACCUUUGCCUGGUGAACAGUGGAACCAGUUUCUUGUCAGGAUUUGCUGUUUUCUCAAUUCUUGGCUACAUGUCACAAAAGCAGGGUGUUGAUAUUUCCACUGUUGCUGAAUCAGGUCCUGGACUUGUCUUCAUAGUCUACCCUCAAGCGGUAACCCUUCUACCGUUGCCUCAGUUCUGGUCCAUGUGCUUUUUUUCCAUGAUCAUUUUGUUAGGAGUUGACAGUCAGUUUGCUGGUUUGGAAAGUAUUGUUACCUCAUUAUCUGAUAUAUGUCCUUCCGAGAUCAGGAAAGGAUACCGCAGAGAGCUUUUACUAUUGAUGAUCUGUUCCUGUAGCUUUAUUUUUGGCCUUUUUUUUGUGUCAGAGGCCGGCAUUUACAUUCUGCAGAUCUUUGAUCACUAUGUGUGCAGCGGUCCGACACUUCUUAUGAUGGCAAUCUGCCAAUCAGUGAUUAUUGGAUGGAUUUAUGGAGCUGGACGCUUCUCUGACAACAUUGAAGACAUGAUUGGGUACAAACCUCUUCCACUGAUCAAGUACUGCUGGAUGUAUGCUAUCCCUCUUUUGAGCUUUGGAUCCUUGGUGUAUUUGCUCCUGAGAUACACCCCAAUGAGGUUCAACAACUCGUAUGUGUAUCCUUGGUGGGCUUACUGUAUUGGCUGGUUUUUGUCCAUGUCUUCGUUGUCUAUGAUCCCACUCAACAUGGUGUGGAAACUAGCCAAAGGAAAAGGAACUAUCUGGGAGCGCCUCAAGACAAGCUUCCAGCCUGCAGAUGAUCUCCCAGUGAUGUCAGCAAUGGGAAUUGAUGAGGCUUCACUCACAGCAUGUCUCUGAGGAAAGAAAAGGAAAAGAUUUUCAGCAAAAUCCCUGUAGUUGAAAAAAAAAAACUUUUUUUCUCUUGGAAGAAGUAUGUUUAUAGCAUGUUAUUAUCGCUGUUAUGAUUUGAACAUAUUAACAUAUUAAGGAUAUUGGAUUGUUUAACCCUUUUUUAAUACUAUUUAAACUAUCCCAACCUUUAAUAUAGCAUAUGUACUAAUCUGAAUAACAAGCACCAAACCUCUUUGAAGCUUGCUUUUAACACCAUGAGUAAAAUUAGAAUAAUUCUAUAAAGCAGAUUUGAACUUUGGCAAAGCAACACUACAUAAACACCACUACAUUUUCAAGACGUGUUUGUGUAUUUCACAAAGGUUACAUUACACUUUUUUUCCCGAUAAAAAUGCUUCCUUGUGUUCGUUAAAUCAUUAUUCUAUAACAGAUGUUGCCAUAGCUUUAAUUACUUUAGUCUACAUUAGGAAGUUAGCUUCUGACUGCAAAUGAAUAUAUCUACAAUUGAGGGAAUGUUAAUAAAUAUGAGCAGGAGCUGGGUGAGCCAUUCUGCAGCUCAGCAUAGACAUAUUAAAUACUAGAAUCUCACUCAGAAUUUUUUGUACAAU